CGCCAAGAGCGCGUCAUGUUUGACAAGAUCACGUCGCGCAUCCAGAAGCUCUGCUACGGGCUCAACGCCGACUUUGUCGACCCCGCCCAGAUCACCAUGAAAGUGAUCCAGGGGCUGUACAGCGGUGUCACCACAGUGGAGCUGGACACACUGGCUGCCGAAACGGCCGCCACCCUGACCACCAAACACCCUGACUACGCCAUCCUGGCUGCAAGGAUCGCCGUGUCCAACCUGCACAAAGAAACCAAGAAGGUGUUCAGCGAUGUGAUGGACGAUCUCUACAACUACAUAAACCCUCACAACGGGAAGCACUCGCCGAUGAUCUCCAAAGAAACUCUAGACAUAGUUUUGGCCAACAAAGAUCGCCUGAAUUCUGCCAUUAUCUAUGACAGAGACUUCUCCUACAACUACUUUGGCUUUAAGACUCUAGAACGCUCCUACCUGCUGAAAAUCAACUCCAAAGUUGCUGAGCGUCCUCAACACAUGUUGAUGAGGGUGUCGGUGGGGAUCCACAAAAAUGACAUUGAUGCUGCGAUUGAGACUUACAACCUCCUGUCUGAAAGGUGGUUUACCCACGCCUCCCCCACGCUGUUCAACGCAGGCACCAACCGGCCUCAGCUUUCCAGCUGCUUCCUGCUGUGCAUGAAGGAUGACAGCAUCGAGGGGAUCUAUGACACUCUCAAGCAGUGUGCGCUCAUCUCCAAGUCUGCUGGUGGGAUCGGCCUUGCUGUGAGCUGCAUCCGAGCCACGGGCAGCUAUAUUGCGGGGACAAAUGGAAAUUCCAACGGGCUCGUUCCGAUGCUGAGGGUCUACAACAACACUGCCCGUUACGUGGACCAGGGUGGAAACAAGAGACCCGGGGCUUUUGCCAUCUACCUGGAGCCGUGGCAUUUGGACAUCUUUGAGUUUCUUGACUUAAAGAAGAACACUGGGAAAGAAGAGCAGCGAGCCAGAGACCUCUUCUUUGCCCUCUGGAUUCCCGAUCUCUUCAUGAAGCGGGUUGAAACCAACCAGGACUGGUCCCUGAUGUGUCCAAACGAGUGUCCUGGCCUGGAUGAGGUGUGGGGAGAGGAAUUUGAGAAGCUAUAUGAGAGCUACGAGAAGCAAGGCCGCGUCCGCAGGGUGGUGAAGGCCCAGCAGCUCUGGUACGCCAUCAUCGAGUCUCAGACGGAGACCGGCACGCCCUACAUGCUGUACAAGGACUCCUGCAACCGCAAGAGCAACCAGCAGAACUUGGGGACCAUCAAGUGCAGCAACCUGUGCACAGAAAUCGUGGAGUAUACCAGCAAGGAUGAGGUUGCAGUGUGUAAUUUGGCCUCCAUCGCCCUGAACAUGUACGUCACUUCAGAGCACACGUAUGACUUCAAGAAGCUGGCUGAAGUCACCAAAGUUAUCGUGCGAAACCUGAACAAAAUCAUUGACAUCAACUACUACCCCGUGCCAGAGGCCGAGCGCUCCAACAGGCGCCACCGUCCCAUUGGCAUCGGCGUGCAGGGCCUGGCAGACGCCUUCAUCCUGAUGAGGUGCCCCUUCGAGAGCCCCGAGGCCCAGCGCCUGAACCAGCAGAUCUUUGAGACCAUCUAUUACGGCGCUCUGGAAGCCAGCUGCGAGCUGGCCAGGGAGCAGGGCCCCUACGAAACCUACGCGGGCUCUCCCGUCAGCAAAGGGAUCCUGCAGUAUGACAUGUGGAACGUCACCCCGUCUGAUCUGUGGGACUGGAAGGCUUUAAAGGAGAAGAUUGCUGCAUACGGCGUCAGAAACAGCCUUCUCCUCUCUCCCAUGCCAACUGCUUCGACUGCUCAGAUCUUGGGCAACAACGAAUCCAUUGAGCCCUACACCAGCAACAUCUACACGCGCAGAGUCCUCUCAGGAGAGUUCCAGGUGGUGAACCCGCACUUGCUGAAAGACCUCACAGAGAGGGGCCUGUGGAGUGAGGAGAUGAAGAACCAGAUCAUUGCCCACAACGGCUCUAUCCAGAACAUACCUGAGAUUCCUGAGGACUUGAAGCAGCUCUAUAAGACGGUGUGGGAGAUCUCCCAGAAAACCAUCCUCAAGAUGGCAGCAGACCGAGGAGCUUUCAUCGACCAGAGCCAGUCUCUCAACAUCCACAUCGCGGAGCCCAACUACGGCAAACUCACCAGCAUGCACUUCUACGGGUGGAAGCAGGGCCUGAAGACUGGCAUGUACUACCUGAGGACCAAACCGGCUGCCAACCCCAUCCAGUUCACCCUGAACAAAGAGAAGCUCAGAGAGCGGGAGAAGGCCUCCAAGGAGGAGGAGGAGAAGGCGAGGAAUAAAGCGGCCAUGGUGUGCUCCCUGGAGAACCGGGAGGAGUGCAUGAUGUGCGGCUCCUAACGGAUCCGCCCCGCGGUGCCAGCAAAGCC
This is a messenger RNA of Leptosomus discolor (cuckoo roller), 2384 nucleotides long. NCBI's taxonomy places the organism in Eukaryota, Metazoa, Chordata, Aves, Leptosomiformes, Leptosomidae. The record is from RefSeq and is a predicted model, not a curated record.